Molecule: messenger RNA, 4801 nt
Organism: Chinchilla lanigera (long-tailed chinchilla)
Lineage: Eukaryota; Metazoa; Chordata; Mammalia; Rodentia; Chinchillidae
Gene: Cast
Product: calpastatin
Cellular component (GO): cytoplasm
Molecular function (GO): calcium-dependent cysteine-type endopeptidase inhibitor activity
Source: RefSeq, a predicted model, not a curated record
CGGAUUCUGCGGUUGCACAACUGUUAGCUGCGCCUGGGCAAGUCCAAGGGGGAACCCUGCAACCUCCGCCCCCUACCCUUUCUGACCCACCAGGACCCGAGCAGUUCCCGGGCAGGGGAGGGUCACCCGGGCACGAUCGGGGCGGAGGGCGUCCAGCUCGGAGCCCGGGACAGCUUCGGAGGGGGCCGCAGCCUGCAGCGGGCAGGAAGGGGAGGGCCCAGCGGGCGCCGGCCGCGGGGCGCGGGCUCAGGCUGGGUCGGAAAAGCUGCCUCACCAUGUCAGUGAAAAGACCAGUGGAUCAGCACCCAAAUCAGGAGAAAAGAAAGAAGCAGAUGAGAAGAAAGCAGCAAGCCUCGGGAGCAGUCAACCCUCCAGAGCCCACGGUAGUGGAACAGCCCAGGUGACCAAGAUGUCAGCCUCUGGAGCAACCAACCAGCCUUCCAGUAUGAAUCCCACAGAAACUAAGGCACCUCCAGCCAGCAAACAGAUGGAAGGACCACAACCUCCUAACAGGAAAAGACACAAAAAACAGGCUGUAAAAACCGAACCUGAGAAAUCACAGUCAACUAAGCUAUCUGUGGUUCAUGAGAAAAAGUCCCAAGAAGAAAAGCCAAAGGAACAUGCAGAGCCAAAAAGCCUACCCCAGCAUGCAUCAGAUGUACAAAGCAAGCCUGCUCAUGGUGAAAAAGCAGCUUCCAGAUCAAAGGAACAGCUGACAUCAGAGAAGUCAGCGGAAGCAAAGACUAAAUCACCAGCCACUGUUUCUAUGGGUAAAGAGAGUGCUGCUGCUGGUGUGACUGCAACUUCUGGCAAACCAGAUGACAAGAAAAAAGAAAAGAAAUCAUUAACUCCAGCUGCACCAGUUGAAUCCAAACCAGAUAAACCAUCUGAAAAGUCAGGAAUUGAUGCUGCUUUGGAUGACCUAAUAGACACAUUAGGAGAACCUGAAGAAACUAAUGAAGAUAACACAGUAUAUACUGGGCCAGAAAUUUCGGAUCCAAUGUAUUCCACCUACCUUGAGGAACUAGGUAAAAGAGAGAUCACCAUUCCUCCAAAAUAUAGGGAACUUUUGGCUAAAAAAGUCAUCAAAGGGCCUCCUCCAGACUCAUCGAAACCCAUGGGGCCUGAUGAUGCUAUAGAUGCUUUGUCAUCUGACUUUACCUGCAGUUCUCCUACUGCUGGUGGAGAGAAAACUGACAAACAGAAAUCUACAGGAGAAGUUUUAAAAGCUCAGUCAGCUGGGGUAAUGAGAAGUGCUGCUCCGCCCCAGGAGAAGAAAAGAAAAGUAGAGGAGGAUGCUAUGACCGAUCAAGCAGUUGAUGCUCUGUCAGCUUCACUGGGCACCCGGGAACCAGAACCUGAGCUCGACCUCAGCUCUAUUAAGGAAGUUGAUGAGGCAAAAGCUAAAGAAGAAAGACUAAAGAAGUGUGGUGAGGAUGAGGAAACAGUGCCAUCCGAGUACAGGCUAAAACCAGCCACGGAUAAAGACGGAAAACCACUAUUGCCAGAGCCUGAAGAAAAACCUAAGCCCCGGAGUGAAUCAGAACUCAUUGAUGAACUUUCAGAAGAUUUUGACCUGGCUAAAUGUAAAGAAAAACAAUCUAAGCCAACUGAAAAAACAGAAAAAUCUAAGGCUGCUGCCUCCGCUCCCGUGGCAGAGGUGGUGUCUUCCUCCUCCAUGUGUAGUAUACAGGCAGCGCCGGCCAAGCCAGCUUCCUCGGCGACCAAGCCAGCUUCCUCGGCAGCCAAGCCAGCUUCCUCGGCGGCCAAGCCAGCUUCCUCGGCGGCCAAGCCAGCUUCCUCGGCGGCCAAGCCAGCUUCCUCGGCGGCCAAGCCAGCUUCCUCGAAGAGCACAGUGCCAGAGGAUGCUGUAGAGGCUUUGGCUGGUAGCCUGGGGAAAAAGGAAGCAGAUCCAGAAGAGGGAAAACCUGUGAUGGAUAAAAUCAAGGAGAAAGCCAAAGAAGAAGACCGUGAAAAACUUGGUGAAAAAGAAGAAACAAUUCCACCUGAGUAUAGAUUAGAAGAAGUCAAGGAUAAAGAUGGAAAACCACUCCUGCCAAAAGAAGCCAAGGAACCACUUCCACCCAUGAGUGAUGACUUCCUUCUUGACGCGUUGUCUCAGGACUUCUCCAGUGCUGCAGAUACCUCAUCUCUUAAAUUCGACGAUGCUAAACUUUCUGCUGCCAUCUCUGAAGUGGUUUCCCAAACCCCGGCUUCAAGCACCCACUUGGCAGGGCCGCCCCCAGACACUGCGAAGAGGGACAAAGAACUCGAUGAUGCUUUGGAUAAACUCUCUGACAGUCUUGGGCAAAGGCAGCCUGACCCAGACGAGAACAAACCGAUGGAGGAUAAAGUAAAGGAAAAAGCUAAGGCUGAACACAGAGACAAGCUGGGGGAAAGAGAUGACACUAUCCCACCCGAAUACAGACACCUCCUGGACAGUGAUGGGAAGAAACAACCAGCAAAGCCACCUACAGAGAAAUCAAAAGAAUCAAAGAAGCCUUCAGAUGACAAAGACCCCAUUGAUGUCCUCUCAGGAGAUCUGGACAGCUGUCCCUCCACGGCAGAAACCUCACAGAACACAACAAAGGACAAGAGCAAGAAGGGUGCUUCUGGUUCGAAGGCACCCAAGAAUGGAAAUAAAGCAAAGGAUUCGGCAAAGAAAACGGAGGAAGGUCCCAAGCCAAAAGAUGAUGAAAAAAGCACAAAAAGAGAUGAUGAUAAAAAAACAAGAUAAAGUUUACAUUAUCUGGUAUCUGCACAUAAAAUCUUCAGCUGGUGGAUGGUGACUUUUGAAAAGCAAAAGGCAUUGGCAACAGAAAAGUUUCCUGGGUGGCUUCCAAACAGUGAUACUUGUUAAGGGUUUUGACAUCAAAAACGUUGGUUUGUUGUUCUUUUCCAGAAGGAAAAUGAAUUUGUCUGGUUCACCUGUGCUACUGUAUUGAGUAUUGAUGAACUGAAUUUUUAAAAAUUGCCUUCAGUUGGAAAAGGAAGCUUUAUAUUUGUAAGAAAUAUAUUUGAUAGUUUACUAAAGCAACACCAAAAAAAUAGAAAAACAUUGCAAACUUUUGCACAUUCUACACACAGUGCCUAUAAAUCUCAUUAGUAUUUUCAGAUUGCACUUUUUUUUGUUGUUUUUUUUUUUAGCUUUUGGAAAACAGUGCUCUAAACAUUUGUCAAUGUUCUGGUUUCUUAUUACCCCCUUUCCUCUUGAGCUUUUGAAGUAUAUCUGAUGUUUCUUCGGGUUUAUGUUUAUAAUUCAAAUAUAAGAUACUGUACAUUCGGCACAUAUCUCCUCUUGGGCUGCUAAUAAUAAAUGAAUAACAGAUGACCUGGACAAACCAGGAAGCAACAAUCUCCUUUUUAGUUUGCAUUCUUCUUUGCCAGGGGUGAGCACUUCUGCGUACUCAAACAAAACACACUCAGACUGGAACAAGUCCCAAGAAAAGCAAAAUGAUAGGCCAGGUAAUGUGGCAAGUUUCAUAAAUGAGAAAAUUUAAUCCUUUGGAUAUGCAUAUGUCUUGAACUCUGUUUGUUUACCAUGGUAUUAAAUGCCGUUUUCUAUUCUCUACGUAAAACCUGAACAGCAGUCAUUUGCUUGGAGCCAUCUCCCAUAUUAGUCUUUGCACUGUUUAUCUGAUUUUAUGGAAGUUAAGUUUACCAUAUAUAUAUAUAGAGAGAGAGAGAGAGAGAGACAGAGUAUAUAUACCAUAUAUGGUAUGUAUAUAUAUAUAUAUAUAUAAAAUCUGCUUCCCCUCACCUCGAAGCUUAAGAACUAGUCUCUGAUAGCCAAGAGCUCCUAAGGGCUUUUCCAAUCUUUAUGAAUAAAUAGUUUAUGAGCAUUGUACUGGUAUCAUUGAUGCGAUUUUGAUAAAUAAUUAAUUUCAUCUUUACUUCCUGGCAGCGAAUGUGGGAAAAGAUGUGAGGUACACAUGAUAAGAGAAUCAAAAUUUCUUGUUUCUAGAGAGCACAGCCCUCCUUAGUAGCAAUUUACAGCCUUUGUUAGGCCUUCGAUAACUUCAGUAAACUUAAUAUCACCAGUACUGUCUAACGGAAGCAAGCGAAAAUAGUAACACCGCUCAUAACAGAUACCAGCGUUCGCUGAUACUCCCUAAAACUACUCUCUACAGCUCAGUACAAACAGAGGAGACUUCACACACCACCUUGUUAAGUCUCUAUCCCAUUCAAGAAACAGUUAUUACAUUAUUGUCAAAGCUCUCAUAAGAAGAAAAACACUCUUCCUGAGGAAUUUUAAUUAUGUACUUAAUCUUUCUAUUCGAGUAGUAUAGUUAUUCCCUUUUUUUAAUUUAAAAAAGAAAAAAAGACUGAAACCUUUAACACUGACAGAUGUGUUUACAAGAGUAAGGUUGCGGGAGUACUAAUUUCCAUGCACAGAGAAAAGGAUUUUUAAAUGACAUACUAGACUCCAGAGAGUUGAGAACACCUGUAAGUGUUUAAGGUGUAUCAAUAUGCCUUCCUUAUUUUAUUAAAAAUAUCUUCAAGAUGGCCGUUUGCUAGUAACUCCUGGUAACUGAAGUAAGCUAUAGGAUCUAAAGUAGUCCUUUUACUCUUGUCCAAAAGUAAGGAGAAAAUAAUUGCAAAUACCUGCUUAAAAGUAAACAAUUGUUUAUUACCAAAAUGGUUUCUGCACGUUGUGUUGGCAAGAUUACCUCUGUGUAGAAAUGGGCUUUUCAAAAGUAAUGAAGAUAGACUCCUCAGGUGACCCAAACUGAAAGUCAGUAUUUUUGUUUCACUAAUCAAGAUACAAAAUACAAUUAAAGCAAAGUAUUUUACAUUAAAA